CCGGCGCACAUUACGGUCCGCGGGCGGCCACUUUUAACAGCCUGAAAACCGUCAAUAUAGACAGAAGAGCUGCGAGAGGCGCUGACAGCAGCAGAGGUCGAGAGCGUUUAUGACACAUGACUCAUGGGGAGAACACAUUAAAACAAUUUUUAUUGGAAAAAUAUUUGAGGCACUAGUUCUACUGUCACAAUGACCGGAGGAAGUGGUGUCGAGGGAGUUUCAUGCGUUUAACAAACCUGGAUUUUUUUUCUCUUCUUUUUUUUUUUUUGGACUUUGAUGAAAAACAACAACCCAUUAAACUUACAACGAGAAAACAGCGAGGCUUUUGUCACUGAGCUGUCAGUGGUGAGUUUUUAUUUCCCAAGUUACAGCUAAGAGCGGUCAUUUAUCAGAUUAACAUCAAGACUUAAUAAAAAAAAAAAAAAAAGGAAGGAAGAAAAACGCCACGAAGGCUUAUUGAUUUCCGAACUAAUUAAAGUGGAUCAAGUUCUACCUUGACUGACUUUAUCUGACUUAUAAUCAAAAGACAUCUAAAAUUAAGCUGAAGUAAACACUGGAGUUACCUGGAGCAAGGAGCUGAAUGGCCUCUGUUGUAGCAGUGAAAACUGAGAAGCGUCCUGCAGCUGAUUCUCAGGAUGCAGAGUCAAACGCUAAAAAGCCCAGGAAAUUGCUGCCCAGCCUGAAGACCAAGCGAGCCCCCGAGCUUGUUCUGGUGAUUGGUACAGGGGUGAGCUCUGCAGUGGCUCCGCAGGUUCCUGCUCUUCGCUCUUGGAAAGGGCUUAUACAGGCCCUCCUUGACGCAGCCAAUGAUUUUGAUCUGCUGGAGGAGGAGGAGAGCCGGCGUUUCCAGAAGCACAUGCAAGAAGAUAAGAAUUUGGUGCAUGUGGCCCAUGACCUCAUUCAGAAACUUUCCCCGAGGACGGGAAAUGUUCGAUCCACGUUCUUCAAAGACUGUCUGUACGAAGUGUUUGACGACUUGGAGUGCAAGAUGGAGCACGCAGGGAAACACCUCUUGCGAUCUGUGCUGCAGUUGAUGGAGAGCGGUGCGUUGGUGCUUACCACCAACUUUGACAACCUGCUGGAGAUCUACGCAGCCCAUCAGGGCACCAAACUGGAGUCUUUAGACCUGACUGAUGAGAAAAAGGUGUUGGAGUGGGCUCAGGAGAAACGGAGGUUAAGUGUUCUGCAUAUUCACGGUGUUUACACUAACCCAUGUGGCAUUGUGCUGCACCCUGCUGGCUAUCAGAACGUACUGAGGAACACUGAGGUUAUGCGUGAGAUCCAGAAGCUGUAUGAGACUAAGUCCUUUGUGUUUCUCGGCUGCGGACGCACGGUGGACGACACGACCUUUCAGGCUUUGUUCCUGGAGGCGGUCAAACACAAGUCAGACCUGGAACACUUUAUGCUUGUGCGGCGGGAAGACGUGGGAGAGUUCAAAAAGCUGCGUGAUAACAUGUUGGACAAGGGCAUCAAGGUAAUCUCGUACGGCGACGAGUACGCUGACCUGCCUGAGUACUUUGAGAGGCUGGCCAACGAGAUCUGCAACCGCGACGUCUCUACCAACGGCUGGGGAUCACCUUCACAAAACGCAGAGGAACAGCAGAAUGGCUUCAGCACACAGAAAAACCUCCUACAGGGCUAAGACCAGAUGCAACUCCUUGAUUCAGAGAAGAUGCCACUUUCAAUAGACAUUUUCAGAAUAACACAACUUAAAAACGUGGCCCAAAACUCAUUUCCUUAAUGCAUGGAAAGUGUCAGCUGUGACAUUUGAUUUCAAAUUGUUUAUUCAUAUAUAUACAGUACAGACCAAAUGUUUGGACACACCUUUCUAAUUCAAUGGGUUUUCUU
This is a messenger RNA of Xiphophorus maculatus (southern platyfish), 1848 nucleotides long. It is a transcript of the gene siral1, whose product is annotated as family with sequence similarity 118 member B. The record is from RefSeq and is a predicted model, not a curated record. Bases 581 to 1642 code for a protein of 353 amino acids. The transcript has 7 exons. NCBI's taxonomy places the organism in Eukaryota, Metazoa, Chordata, Actinopteri, Cyprinodontiformes, Poeciliidae.